AAAAGGGGGGGGGGAAGAGAUUUGGAAUAUUCUUUGUCCUCACCCCGCAGUAGGCUACAACGCACAACUGGAGAAGGACACGGGCUCCCCACAAAAAAAGAAAAAGAACCGGAUGGCUUGAUAUUAGAACGGGAGGGCUUUAUUUUAAUAAAGAGAAAAACUAAGCUCCUGAAAUAAGCGACAACUAAGAGGAGCCGUCGGGCGAAAGCAGAGACUCCCCAAAUCACUACCGAAGGUUAGAGAGCUUCCCUUCUGUUGCAGAGGCAAAAUGAGCUGGAGUUUCCUUACACGCCUGUUGGACGAGAUUUCCAACCACUCAACCUUCGUGGGCAAAAUCUGGCUCACCCUCCUCAUCGUCUUUCGCAUCGUGCUGACAGCUGUCGGGGGCGAGUCAAUCUACUAUGAUGAACAGAGUAAGUUUGUGUGUAACACACAGCAACCCGGUUGCGAGAACGUGUGCUACGAUGCGUUUGCGCCGCUGUCACACAUUCGCUUCUGGGUGUUUCAGGUGAUUAUGAUCACCACCCCCACCAUCAUGUACCUUGGCUUUGCCAUGCAUAAGAUCGCCCGCAUGGAGGACGAUGACUACCGGCCGCGGGGCAAGAAGAGGAUGCCGAUAGUGAGCCGCGGGGCCAACCGGGACUAUGAGGAAGCGGAGGACAAUGGGGAGGAGGACCCCAUGAUCCUGGAAGAGAUUGAGCCAGAAAAGGAAAAGGAAGUCGCGGAGAAGCCCAGCAAAAAGCACGACGGACGCCGUCGUAUCAAGCGCGAUGGCCUGAUGAAGGUCUACGUGUUUCAGCUGCUGUCUCGUGCCAUCUUUGAGGCCUCAUUCCUGUUUGGACAGUACAUCCUUUAUGGACUGGAGGUGGUCCCGUCGUACGUGUGCACACGCUCCCCUUGCCCUCACACGGUGGAUUGCUUCGUCUCGCGCCCCACAGAGAAAACCAUCUUCCUGCUCAUCAUGUAUGCCGUCAGCGCCCUGUGUCUGCUCUUCACCAUGUUGGAGAUCCUUCACCUCGGCUUCAGUGGGAUUCGGGACUGCUUUUGCACACCGCGGCCUAAGCCUCCCACCCCCCGCCACCCAGCUCUGUCCAGCCAGAGGUCCUCCAUCAGCCGCCAGCCAUCUGCACCUCCGGGCUACCACACGGCUCUGAAGAAGGACCCGUCGGGGAAAAUGGGCUUCAGGGACAACCUGGGAGACUCGGGCCGCGAGUCGUUUGGCGACGAGGCUUCAUCGCGGGAGCUGGAGAGGCUGCGAAGACACCUGAAACUGGCUCAGCAGCACCUGGACCUGGCUUACCAAAAUGAGGAGAGCAGCCCAUCGCGCAGCAGCAGCCCAGAGUCCAACGGAACCGCAGUUGAGCAGAAUAGAUUAAACUUUGCCCAGGAGAAGCAGAGCAGUACAUGUGAGAAAGGUCUUCGUGCAUAGGUUCUCAUAAGACCACCUGCCACAAGUCUUAAAUUUACAUCAGUGACAUCAGGAUCAGUUAGAGGACAUAAGGGAAUCUCUCUCUCUCUCUCUCUCUCUCUCUCUCUCUGUCUCUCUCUGUCUCUGUCUCUCUGUCUCUGUCUGUCUGUGUCUUUCUGUCUCUCUCUCUCUGUCUCUCUGUACCUUGCUUGAGAUGGAUGAAGUCAGCCCAAGCCUUCCUGUGUUACGGCCAGUUGUGGUGGGACAAAGAGGAGAGCAGUCGUCUCAACCAGCAAUACCUGAGACGCCUGUCUGAAGAUCCAAAGUGCUUACAAACUACCGUCGUGCAGCAAGAACGGUUAAGGUUAUCUUGUACUUCUCCCUCAGGGCCACUAAUAACUGUAAUGUUUUUUAUAUAUACCUUUUUUUUUUUAUUAUUAUUAUUACGGGAGCGUUUGUCCUCCUUUUUGGAAGUUCACAGUGAAUGCAUCUCAAGUUGGCCUUAGAUCUAAACUAGUUUUUAUGGCAUUUUGUAAAGGUAUGACCAAGCCAGUUGUAGUGCAAAGAACACGUUUAUACCGUUUUAAAGUUUACCUGGUGAGGAAGUGAAUCUCUGAGUGGGUGAGAUGCAAAACAAAGGUCAAUGGACAAGGCACCACUC
Messenger RNA from Etheostoma cragini (Arkansas darter), 2069 nucleotides. RefSeq names its product gap junction gamma-1 protein-like. The coding region runs from base 269 to 1429 and encodes 386 amino acids. The transcript is spliced from 3 exons. The record is from RefSeq and is a predicted model, not a curated record. Gene Ontology annotation, biological process: cell communication. Lineage: Eukaryota; Metazoa; Chordata; Actinopteri; Perciformes; Percidae. Gene Ontology annotation, cellular component: connexin complex.